CCACAAUAGUAAUAAGCACCAGGCGGAAGAAGUGACUGAACGUCUCGGCGAAGGAAGCUCGUGGAGUGGUUCCAAUGGAUUUCUCUCCUCUCAGCGACGCCGUGGCCUCCAAAUCGUACCAGAAAAUCGCCUCCAUCUGCGACGACCUCAUGCUUCAGGCUGCAACGCAAGGGAUUGCUUUCCACGACGAAUGGCCCUACCCGAUUCAUCUUCUAGGGCACCUUUACGUCGACGACAUUAAUACUGCUCGAUUUUUGUGGAAGUCAAUACCUUCUUCGAUCAAGGAAACCUCGCCGGAACUGGUGGCUGUCUGGAAAAUCGGUCAGCUGUUGUGGAUGCGGGAUUAUGCAGGUGUGCAUGAGGCCAUUCGUGGGUUCAAUUGGAGCCAAGAAGUUCGAGAUCUUGUUGCUGCAUUCUCAGAUCUUUACACUAAAAAGAUGUUUGAGCUAUUGCUGUCAGCUUAUUCAACAAUUAGCAUUCAAGAUACCGCACUUUUCUUGGGAAUGAACGAGGAUGAUGCUACAAACUAUGUGCUGCAACACGGUUGGAGUGUGGACCCAGACUCCCGAAUGCUAACUGUUAAAAAGCAGCCUGUUGUGAAGGAGCAGAAAAUAGAUCCCAACAAAUUGCAGCGCCUCACGGAAUAUGUGUUCCAUCUUGAGCAUUAAUCAGAUCUUGAAGAAUCCCAUACAUGACCAGUUUACUAGAUCGCCUCCUCCUUUGUUUACGAUGGAUGGGGGUACAGGAACUCAUACUGAUAUUUGUUCCAUUUUCUUUGUUAUAUAAUCUUGAGCAUCUGCUUGUACCCCAACUUUUGGCCUGAUUCUUUUUGCGCAAACGCAGGGGGAUGUGAGAGAACGACUUGGGGGUCCUGGAAGUGAAUAUCAUGGUUGAUUGAAUUUGAUUGCUGUGUUUUUUUACCCUCCCCCCAAAAAGAGAGGGAUUACAUUUUGUUUGGUAUGAAAUUAUGCAGUUUGCAAUACUUAAGCUUCAUCGUUGGAAAGAACUUCGAUGAAAUCUUUUGCCUUUUAUUUGAAUCUAAUUGGUUUCUGGUGAAUUGGUUGGCAA
This is a messenger RNA of Rhododendron vialii, 1068 nucleotides long. Its product is annotated as COP9 signalosome complex subunit 8. Lineage: Eukaryota; Viridiplantae; Streptophyta; Magnoliopsida; Ericales; Ericaceae. Gene Ontology annotation, biological process: protein deneddylation; COP9 signalosome assembly. The transcript has 5 exons. The record is from RefSeq and is a predicted model, not a curated record. The coding region runs from base 75 to 668 and encodes 197 amino acids. Gene Ontology annotation, cellular component: COP9 signalosome.